Molecule: messenger RNA, 3275 nt
Organism: Triplophysa dalaica
Lineage: Eukaryota; Metazoa; Chordata; Actinopteri; Cypriniformes; Nemacheilidae
Gene: acvr1l
Product: activin A receptor, type 1 like
Exons: 11
Coding region: 213-1733 (506 amino acids)
Biological process (GO): BMP signaling pathway; heart development; transforming growth factor beta receptor signaling pathway
Cellular component (GO): plasma membrane; BMP receptor complex
Molecular function (GO): ATP binding; transforming growth factor beta receptor activity, type I; SMAD binding
Source: RefSeq, a predicted model, not a curated record
GCUGUCUCCUCAGUCUCUCUGGGUGGCGGCAGACUGUCUGUCAACGCGUACAACACGACUUCACAUAAAACAUAAAAAUAACGCGACGCUGGCACAAAACAUGACGUGGCGUCGUUGCUAGAGGAUCCAAUGGGAAGGCAGAAUCUGGUUGUGCCCGAACUGGACGGCAGUGUUGAGAGUCAUCUGUUUAUUUGUACAAUGCAGUGAACCAAAUGGGGCAUUGCAGUACCCGAAUCAUCUUUCUCUUCCUGCUUCAAUUCGUACAGACAUCUGCUAAAGAUGUCUCCAUUGAGUGCAUGUGUGUUGGCAGUGACUGCAAUGAGGAGCAGUGUACUGGAGACCAGUGUUACACCUCUGUCAUCGUUAGCAACGAUGUGACGACAUUCAAACGCGGCUGUCUGGUCGGGCGGGACAGCAAGUUGAUGACUUGCACCGCAGCGCCCUCCGCUAGUCACUUCGUCGAAUGUUGUUCCCAGAACAUGUGCAAUGCCAAGGUGUCGAAAGAGACCCUGCUUCGGCUACUGCAAACAAGUCCAGGAGGAGGGAAGGCUUUACAGUACCGUGUGGAGAUGUUGGUUCUCUUCGUCCUGGGCCCAUUUGUGGUGCUGGGUUUGCUCUCUGUGCUGGCUAUACUGAUGUGUCGCAGACUCCAUCACGGGCGUCUGGAAAGACUGCAUGAGUUUGACACAGAACAGGGGGCCAUCGAUGGGCUCAUCGCAUCCAACGUUGGAGACAGCACGCUUGCAGAUUUAAUGGAUCACUCCUGCACAUCAGGCAGUGGUUCAGGGCUGCCCUUCCUGGUACAGAGGACAGUUGCACGACAGAUCAGCUUGUUGGAGUGUGUCGGUAAAGGACGGUAUGGGGAAGUGUGGAGAGGACAGUGGCAAGGAGAAAACGUGGCUGUGAAGAUCUUCUCCUCCAGGGAUGAGAAAUCAUGGUUUAGAGAGACGGAAAUAUAUAACACUGUUCUACUACGACAUGAUAAUAUAUUAGGCUUCAUGGCUUCAGACAUGACCUCCCGAAAUUCUAGCACUCAGCUGUGGCUCAUCACACACUACCACGAGAACGGCUCUCUCUACGAUUACCUGCAGCGCGUUGCCGUGGAGAUGGCAGAUGGCCUGCACAUGGCGGCAUCAGUUGCCAGCGGGCUGGUGCACCUGCACACAGAGAUCUUUGGCACUGAGGGGAAACCAGCCAUCGCUCACAGAGACCUGAAGAGCAAGAACAUACUAGUGAAGAAAGACCUGCAGUGCUGCAUCGCCGACCUGGGUCUUGCAGUAACACACACCCAGUCUGAUAAUCAGCUGGAUGUAGGUAACAAUCCUAAAGUGGGAACCAAGCGCUACAUGGCUCCAGAGGUUCUGGACGAGACCAUUCAGACGGAUUGUUUUGAUGCCUAUAAGAGAGUGGAUAUAUGGGCCUUUGGGUUGGUGCUUUGGGAGAUCGCCCGCCGGACCAUCAGUAACGGAAUCGUGGAAGAGUACAAGCCACCGUUCUACGACCUGGUGCCGAACGACCCGAGCUUUGAUGAGAUGAGAAAAGUGGUUUGUGUGGAGCAGCAGAGGCCUUUCAUUCCCAAUCGCUGGUUUUCAGAUCCUACCCUGUCCGCAUUGGUGAAGCUGAUGAAAGAGUGCUGGUACCAGAACCCUUCAGCUCGGCUCACCGCGCUGCGCAUCAAAAAGACUUUGGAUAAAAUUUACAGUUCGCUGGAGAAGGGCAAAACUGACUGCUGAAAACAGAGAGAGAGCCACAAAACUACUGAGCGCUCGCCCAAUCAUUAAACACGCACUGUGUGUUACAAAUCAUUUGGAUUCCAGCACCGGCAUCUAUCGCAUUUCUAACAUGCUGUUUGUUCACUUUCUGUUCUUCCUGCAUUUGGCCUAAAACAUCUUUAUAUAGAAAAUCAGUCUAUUUUAUGGAUCGUCUUGUUUUCCCACUGACCCGGUUUGGAUUUUAUUUCUUUUCUGGAAGCAAGCAGAAUUCUUACAGAGAUGGUUUUAUCUCUGAGGAAUCCAGGUAUGAUGGCCUGUCUGAAUGGACUGAAUAAUCUGGAAUGGAUUCUUUGUACUUAAUGCCAUCAUCUUGUCCAUUUAACCAUUGGUGAGCAAAAGGUUAUUACUUUUUCAAACAAAAACAAAGGAUUGAUACACAGGCUAAAUUUCAAUCCCUGUAGUGUGCAUGGACCGUAGUAUGGCUGGAAGAACUUUUUCAGCGUUUUCAAAAUUGCUUUUAGAAGGCGGAUGGUUUUUAAGCUUUUAAAAGGUCAUUGUCCUGAUGACUCUUGUAUAUUGAAAUCUGUGACGCUGACGUCACCACAACAGUUACUGAAUUUGCAUAGGUGUCAUGUGAUUUUGGGUAUUAUUGUGUUAUACACAUUUUGUUACAAACACUAUGUACAUUAAAGAACUAAAGAUUAUUUAUCAGGCCCAUUUAGAAAAUCACGAUUCUGAAGCAGAGGUUAAGGAAAUAUUUAAUCACAAAUAACAUUGCCGUCAUCAACGUGACUCGGCUGUGUUAUACAGCGAGUGAGUGUAAAUUAUGACAGAAUAUUCAUUUUUGGAUGAACGUUCGUUUAAUAAUAGUCUAGUCAUGCUCGAAUCACCCUAUGAGGCCUUCUUGACCUAUCGUGGAGACAUGACUCCAUGAAGGUUUUGCCUCUUUGCCUGCCCAAUUGAAAGCCAUCGUAGCACAUUCUCGUGCUUUUUCGAAGCGUUUUUCCCUUUCUGCUCCCGUUUCGCACUCCGGCUUUUGCUUCGCCUCUGCUCGGCACUCACACUUGAUGUUUCUUUACUGACAAUCAGCCGUUAGUUAUUUGCUAAUGUACCUAAUUUAAGUGUUAAAGUGACACGUCAACACAGUUAGGAAAGCUAGUGAUAGUCAAAGUCGGAAAAACACGCUUUUAUAUCACAUUUUUCAGCAUAAUGCCAUAAACUGAAAGAACGCAGAUGAUUUUCAUAACAACAUUGACAGCUAUUUAAAAUUGCAAUGUCACUAGGAUUUAUGAGGAUUACAAAGGAAAACACUAUUGUUAUUUACCAAUUCAAAAAUUCAUUACUGUUUGUUUAUGUAAUUGUACAAAAGGCUUGAUUUUAUAAAGCGUGGGAAGGGAAUGAUCUUGACACUAACGUUUGUAAGACGUUUACAUCAAAUCCAACAGUGGAACUACCGGGAUUUCUAUUGUGUACUGUGAAUAUAUGUUAUAAUGAAGAACUUGUAUGUAUGAUGUUAUAGGAACAAUGAAAGACACCGUUAUGAAUAAAAAUGCACCUCUUUGA